Suncus etruscus (white-toothed pygmy shrew) is the source of this 13297-nucleotide messenger RNA. RefSeq names its product polycystin 1, transient receptor potential channel interacting (gene PKD1). The record is from RefSeq and is a predicted model, not a curated record. The coding region runs from base 1 to 12744 and encodes 4247 amino acids. Gene Ontology annotation, cellular component: membrane. Gene Ontology annotation, biological process: kidney development. The transcript has 46 exons. Lineage: Eukaryota; Metazoa; Chordata; Mammalia; Eulipotyphla; Soricidae. Gene Ontology annotation, molecular function: protein binding.
AUGCCGCCCGCCGCGCCCGCCCGCCUGGCGCUCGCGCUGGGCCUGGGCUUGGGCCUGUGGCUCGGGGCGCUGGCGGGGGGCCUCGGACGCGGCUGCGGGCCCUGCGCGCCCCCCUGCCUGUGCGGCCCGGCGCCCGGCGCCGCCUGCCGCGCCAACUGCUCGGGCCGAGGGCUGCGAUCGCUCGGGCCCGCGCUGCGCAUCCCCGCCGACGCCACCGCGCUAGACGUCUCCCACAACCUACUCUCGGAGCUGGACGCGGGGCUGCUGGCCAACCUCUCUGCGCUGACUGAGCUGGACAUCAGCCACAACAAGAUUUCUACACUAGAAGAAGGGAUAUUUGCUAAUUUAUUUAACUUAAGUGAAAUAUACCUGGGCGGGAACCCGCUGGAGUGCGACUGUGCAUUGGCCUGGUUGCCACGCUGGCUGUCGGAGCGGAACAUCCGCCUGGUGGGACCCGAGGCGGCCACGUGCGGAGGGCCAGGUCCCCUGGCUGGCCAACCCCUCCUGGGAGUCCCGUGGCUGGACCACGCCUGUGGUGAGGAGUUCGUGGCCUGCCUCUGGGACAACAGCUCUGAUGCCUUGGUUCUGGCCGCCUUUUCUGCUGCCCCUGAGGAGCCUGCGGUGCCUGAGACCUGCGGCGCCAUGUGCUUUGCUGCUGGCCAGCGCCUGGCUGCCUUCUCAGAGCAGGGCCAGUGCCUGUGCGGGGCGGCUUGGCCCCAGAAUGCCUCCUCGGCUUGUCUGGACUUGUGCUCUGGACCCCUGAGCCCUGGGCCUCCCUGUGGGGGUCCAACCCUCCUCCAGCACCCCUUCCCCGCUUCCCCUGGGGCUUCCCUGGUGGGGCCUCCCAGACCCCUGGCCUCUGGCCAGCUAGCAGACUUCCACGUCACGGCCUUGCUCCCUGUCAGCACCACUCGCUGGCACUUCGGGGAUGGCACCCCCGAGGUGGGCACGGUGGGGCCGGCCAUCUCUCAUCGCUACAUGCUACCCGGGCGCUAUCAGGUGACAGUGCUGCUGGCCCUGGGGGCUGGCACGACACAACUGGCUGCCGAGGUGCAGGUGUAUGCAGCCCCCAGUGCCCUAGAGCUGGAGUGUGCACCCUCUGUGCACAGCGGGGAACCCCUUGAGCUGCAGGUUCGGAACCGUGGCGGCUCGGGUCUUGAGGUCACCUACAACAUCCUGGCUGUGAGCGAGGAGCCAGCACGAGUGGUGCACCCGCUCUGCCCCCCGGACACCAUCAUCUUCCCUGGCAACGGGCACUGUUACCGCCUUGUGGCCACUAAGGCUGCGUGGUGGGAGGCCCAGGACCUCUGCCACGCCUGGGCUGGCGCUGCCCUGGCCACCGUGGACAGCGAUGCUGUGCAGCACUUCCUCAUCUCCCAGGUCACCAGGAGCCUGGAUGUAUGGAUUGGCUUCUCAGCUGUGGGCGGGACGGAGCCAGGGCCGGGUGACCGUCCCUUUAGCCUGGAGAGCUGCCAGAACUGGUUGCCAGGGGAGCCGCAUCCUGCCUCUGCUGAGCGCUGUGUGCGCCUGGGGCCUGCUGGCCAGUGCAACACAGACCUGUGCUCAGUCCCACACAGCUAUGUGUGCGAGCUGCGGCCUGCAGGCCCUGUGCAGGACGCCGAGAACCUCCUCAUGGGAGCACCUAGCGGGGAGCUGCAGGGACCCCUGAGCCCACUGGCCCAGCAAGAGGCCCUGUCAGCCCCCCAGGAGCUCGUUGAGGUGAUGCUGUUUCCUUGCCUUGGCCUGGGUCUGCACCCUGGAACCUUUCUCACUGCGGCAGAGCUGGGCACCCAGGAGCUCGGCCGGCCUGUCCAGCUGCGGCUGCAGGUGUAUCGGUCCAUGGGAGCAGCAGGUACCCCGGGAAAUAGCAGUGAACCCACCAGCAGCCCCCCAGACAAUGGGACUCAACUGGGUCCUAUGUGUGCGCCCAGGGGAGGGCAGUGUUCUGAUGCCUACAUUGCGCAGAUCUGUGCUAAUGGGUCACUGCUAGAGCUGGGCUUCCUGGGGACCACCUUUGUGCUGUGGACAGAGCUGCUUCUCUCUGUGCCUGCGGGGUCCCCUGCCCAAUACACGGUGGCUUUCCGGAGCCAGGACGGCCCCCUGCUCCCUGGUGAUCUCCUGGUCUUGCAGCAUGAUGCAGGCCCAGGCUCCUUCCUGCUCUGCCCCCCAGCAGCUGGCCCGCUGGGCACCCAGACAUCUUAUUUUUCUACCAACUCCUCAUCCUGGCUCAUCCACCUGCCCACCCAGUUGGAGAUGGCCCCAGCCAGGCCAGCCUGUGCCCUGCGGCUGCUUGCAGCCACCGAGCAGCUGACCCCACUGCUGGGCACCAGCCCCAACCCUGGAUUCCCACGUCCUGGGCGCUAUGAGGUCCGGGCCACCGUGGGCAAUGGCGUGUGGACAAACAACCUGACCUGCAGUUUCGAUGUGGUGUCUCCAGUGGCCGGGCUGCGGGUGCUCCAUCCCAUUCCCCAGGACGGCCGCCUCUAUGUCCCCACCAACAGUUCAACCUUGGUGCUGCAGGUCAAUGCGAGCACCAAUGCCACUGCCACGGUGCGUUGGUCUGGGGGCAAUGCGAGUGCGCCCUUCCAGGCCCAGUGCCCAUCCGCAGAUGUCGCCCUUGUGUCUGGCUGUGCCCCUGAGGCGGGCUCCACCCUGUUCUCUGUGUUGGCGUUGCCUGGACUCAGCGUGGGCGAGCAUGUCCUGGAGGUGCUGGUGGAGAGCAGUGCAGGCAGAGAGACCCAGAGUCUGAGUGUGUGGGUGGAGGAGCCCGUGCAGGGGCUGCACGCCACGCCCAACCCCGAGGCCAGGGUGCUGCAGGGUGUGCUGGUGAGGUACAGCCCUGUGGUGGAGGCCGGCUCCAACGUGACCUUCCGCUGGACCAUCGACGACAAGCAGUCCCUGACCUUCCAUAAUGUGGUCUUCAAUGUCAUCUACCAGAGUGCAGCCAUCUUCAAGCUCUCGCUGACAGCCUCCAACCACGUGAGCAAUGUCACCGUCCACUACAAUGUCACCGUGGAGCGAAUGCACAGGAUGCAGGACUUACAGAUGUGGGCGGAGCCGACUGUGCUGCCCCCCAACACCUCACUGGCCCUGGGGGCUCGAGUGCUGGUGGACUUGGCGGUGGAGGUGACCUUCGUGUGGACCUUUGGAGAUGGGGAGCAGGUGAUCAACCAGUUUAAGCCUCCGUACAAUGAGUCGUGCCACGUGCCGGACCCCACAGUGGCCCAGGUGCUGCUAGAACACAACAUCUCACACUCUUACGCUGCCCCAGGUGAGUACAACCUCACACUGUUGGUAAGCAACGACUACGAGAAUCUGACCCGACAGCUGCCCGUAAGUGUGCGUGCCACCCUGAGUGCCAUGGCUGUGACCGUGGGCAGCCCCGUUCUGGUGGCUGGCCGGCCCGCUACCUUCUCCGCACGCCCACUGCCUUUGUCUGAGGGCAUCCUGUACAGGUGGGACUUCGGGGAUGGUUCCCCUGCUGUGACACAGCUGCAGCCGGAUGCCAACCACAUAUUCGCCGCCAAUGGCACGUACCGCGUACACCUGGAGGUCAGCAACGGGAUCGGCCGUGAGGUGGCCUGGGCUGACGUCCGGGUCUAUGAGGAGCUGCGCGGCCUGCAUGUGCUCGCAAGCCCAGCCGUGGAGCAGGGAGCGCCCAUGCAGGUCAGCGCCAGCCUGGAGUCGGGAGAUGCCAUCAUGUGGACCUUCGACAUGGGGGAUGGCACGGUGCUAUCAGGUCCCCAGGCCGUGGUGGAGCACACAUACCAGCGGGCGCAGAACUGCGUGCUGACCGUGGUCGCCGCCAGCCCUGCAGGCCGCCUCUCUCAUAGCCUGCCUGUGCGCGUUUUCGUGCUAGAGGUGCUGCGCAUCGAGCCUGCGGCCUGCAUUCCCAUGCAGCCCAGUGCCCGGCUCACGGCCUACGUCACGGGGGACCCUGCCCAUUACAUCUUUGACUGGACCUUCGGCGAUGGCUCAUCCAACAGCACUGUGAGGGGGGACCCAUCAGUCACCCACAACUUCACGCACAGUGGCACCUUCCCACUGACGCUGGUGUUAUCCAGCCACGUGAACAAAGCUCACUACUUCACCCGCAUGUGUGUGGAGCCUGAGCUGGCCAACGUCACCCUGUGGCCCAACAGGCAAUUUGUGCGACUUGGGGACGAGGCCCACCUGGAGGCCCGCGCCUGGCCCCCUUUCCCUUACCAUUUCACCUGGGACUUUGGCACCCCUGACACCUCCAGCCGUGUGGGAAGCUCCGAAGCCACAUUUGCCUACCUGGCGCCCGGCUCCUACCUGGUGAUGGUCACCGUGGCCAACAACGUGUCGUCAGCCAAUGGCUCGGCGCUCGUGGAGGUGCAGGAGCCGGUGCAACUCACGGGUAUUCAGGUCAAUGGCUCCAGCAUGCUGGAGCUGCAGCGCCCCUACCUCCUGUCGGUUGUGGGCCAGGGGCACCCCGCCAACUAUCUGUGGCAGCUGGGGGAUGGUGGGCAGCUCGAGGGCCCCACUGUGGUCCAUGCCUACAACAGCACAGGCUGCUUCACCAUCACCGUGGCUGGCUGGAAUGCGGUGAGCCGGGCAGAGGCCAUGCUCAAUGUCACGGUGCAGGCACGUGUGCGGGGCCUCCAUGUCAGCGCCAGCCGCACAGUGGUGCCCCUGAACGGCAGCGUCAGUUUCAGCACCACCCUAGAGGCAGGCAGCAACCUGCGCUACUCGUGGGUACUUUGUGACCGCUGCACACCCAUCCCUAGUGGCCCCACCAUCUCCUACACCUUCCGCUCCGUGGGCACCUUCAAUGUCAUUGUCACGGCCGAGAACGACGUGGGCGCCGCCCAGGACAGCAUCUUUAUCUCUGUGCUGCAGCCCAUCGAGGGCCUGCAGGUCACAGGUGGCCGGGACAUUGUGCCCACGAACCACACGCUGCAGCUGCUUGCCACUGUGGCAGAGGGCACCAACAUCUCCUACAGCUGGACGGCCCAGCGCCCCGGGGGCCCUACCCUGGCUGGUAGUGGCAAGACCUUCUCGCUCACUGUGCUGGAGCCCGGCACCUACCACGUGCAACUGCGCGCCACCAACCUGCUGGGCAGCGUCUCCACCAACUGCACUGUGGACUUCAUAGAGCCUGUGGGCCAGCUGGUGGUAUCAGCCUCCCCCAACCCAGCUGCCCUUAACCAGAGCGUCGCCCUGGCUGCCAGGCUUGCCGGGGGCAGCCGCGUCCUUUACACCUGGGGCCUGGAGGGCGGGCUGAGUUGGGAGACCGAGGACCCGGCUACCACGUGUGCCUUUUCCACUCCGGGCCUGCACUGGGUCAUGGUCACGGCCCACAACCGGCUGGGCUCCACAAAUGCCACUGUGCUGGUGUCAGUGCAGGUACCCGUGGGCGGGCUCAAACUCAGGGCCAGUGAGCCGAAUGACAGCUUUGUGGCUUCUGGCUCUACCGUGUCCUUCUGGGGGCAGCUGACCUCGGGCACCAAUGUGAGCUGGUCCUGGGCUGUGCCGAGUGGCAGCAAGUACGGCCAACAGGUCUCUGUGCUCUUCCCUGAGGCCGGGACUGUCUCUGUUCACCUCAACGUCUCGAACGCGGUCAGCUGGGCCUCAGCCACUUACAGUCUCACAGUACAGGAUCCUGUGGUGGGCCUGGUGCUGUGGGCCAGCCGCAAAGUAGUUGAGCCCGGGCAGCUGGUCCACUUCCAGGCCUUGCUGGCCACUGGCUCUGCCGUCAGCUUCCGCCUGCAGAUUAGUGGGUCCAGCCCCGAGGAACUGCCUGGGCCCCACUUUGUGCAUACUUUCUCCCUUGUCGGGGACUAUGUGGUGAGCGUGCAGGCAGAGAACCAGGUGAGCCGGAUUCAGGCACAGGUGAGAAUCUCUGUGCUGGACGCUGUGGCCGGCCUGCAGGUGCCCAACUGCUGUGAAGCAAGCAUGGCCACGGGCACCGAGAGGAACUUCACUGCCCGCGUGCAGAAGGGCUCCCAGGUGGCCUACGCCUGGUACUUUUUGCUGCAGAAGGUCCAGGGGGACUCACUGGUGAUCCUGUCGGGCCGUGAGGUCACCUACACCCCCAUGGCCGCCGGGCUGCUUGAAAUCCAGGUUCGGGCCUUCAACGACUUGGGUGGUGUGAAUCUCACGCUGCGUCUGGAGGUGCAAGAUAUCAUCCAGCAUGUGGCCCUGCGUAGCAGCCGCUGCUUCACCAACCGCUCGGCCCGCUUCGAAGCCAACACCAGUCCUAGCUCACGGCACGUGGCCUACCACUGGGACUUCGGGGACGGGGCGCCGGAGCAGGAUACGGAGGUGCCAUGGGCCGAGCACGCCUACCUCCAGCCCGGGGACUACCGCAUGCAGGUGAACGCUUCCAACCUGGUGAGCUUUUUUGUGGCGCAGGUCACGGUCACAGUCUACGUGCUGGCCUGCCCGGAGCCCGAGGUGGACGUGACCCUGCCGGCGCAGGUGCUCAUGAGGCGCUCCCAACGCAACUACCUGGAGGCCCGCGUGGACCUGCGUGGCUGUGUCACCUACCAGACAGAGUACCACUGGCAGGUCUUCCGCGCCGCCCACUGCCAGCGGCCCCCGCAAGCGGCCCCGGUGGCCCUGCGUGGCGUGGACACCAACCGGCCACAACUGGUAUUGCCACGACUAGCGCUGCCCGUGGGCCACUACUGCUUUGUGUUUGUGGUAUCAUUUGGGGAUACACCCCUGGCACGGAGCAUCCAGGCCAAUGUGACGGUCGUGGCUGAGCGCCUGGUGCCCAUCGUUGAAGGCGGCUCUUACCGGGUCUGGUCUGACACCCAUGAUCUGCUGCUGGAUGGGAGCAAGUCCUAUGACCCAAACCUGGAGGACGGGGACCAGACGCCCCUAAGCUUCCACUGGGCCUGCGUGGCCUCAACACAGAGUGGUGGUGGAGGUGGCUGUGCCCUGAGCUUCGGGCCACGUGGGAGCAGUGUGGUUCGGGUGCCCCGGGAACGACUACGGGCCGGGGUGGAGUACACCUUCAACCUGACAGUGUGGAAGGCGGGCCGCAAGGAGGAGGCCACCACGCAGACAGUGCUGAUCCAGAGCGGCCAGGUGCCCAUCGUGUCCCUGGAGUGUGUGUCCUGCAAGGCUCAGGCUGUGUACGCGGUUAGCCACAGCUCCUACGUCUACCUAGAGGGUCGCUGUGACAGCUGCAGCGGGGGCCCAAAGCAAGGGCGCUGGGCCGCCCGCACCUUCAGCAACAAGACACUGGUUCUGGACUCCAGGAGUACAUCCACGGGCAGCUCAGAGCUACGGCUGGUGGUGCGGCGCGGCGUGCUGCGGGACGGCGAGGGCUACAUCUUCACGCUCACUGUGCUGGACCAAGACGGAGAGGCCGAGGGCUAUGCCUCCAUCCGCCUGGCUGCCAACCGCCCCCCACGCGGGGGUUCCUGUCGCCUGUUUCCACUAGAGAAAUUGCAAGGCCUCACCACCAAGGUGAACUUCGAGUGCUCAGGCUGGCAGGAUGCAGAGGACCCCAGUGCUCCCCUGGUAUACGCUCUGCUGUUGCGACGCUGCCGUGAGGGCCACUGUGAGGAGUUCUGCAUCUACAAGGGCAGCCUCGCCACCUAUGGGGCCGUGCUGCCGCCUGGCUUCGCACCCCGCUUCCUGGUAGACCUGGCUGUGGUGGUGCAGGACCAACUUGGUGCCGCUGUAGUUGCCCUUAACAGGUCUCUGGUGAUUAUCCUGCCGGAACCUCCUGAUGAGACCCUGGGCCUGACCCCCUGGCUGCACAAUUUGACAGGCAGCACGCUGCCUGGGCUGCUCAAACAGGCAGAUCCCCAGCACGUCAUCGAGUUCUCGCUGGCCCUCAUCACCGUGCUUAAUGAGUAUGAGGAGAGCCUGACUUUGGCAACGGAGCCUGAGCACCAGUGGCAGCUCCGGGCCCAGAUACGUGGUAAUAUCACCGAGGCGCUGGUGUCUUUACGGGUGGACACUGUGGACGACACCCAGCAGAUCGCCGCUGCCUUGGCCCAGUGCACGGUGUCUGGUCACCAUCUUGUGUGCCGCUCAUGCCUGAAGCGGACACUGCAGAAGCUGGAGGCCAUGAUGAGUGUCCUGCAGGCUGAGACGGCCGCGGGCACAGGUACGCCCAUUGCCAUCGCUGACAGCAUUCUCAACAUCACAGGCGACCUCAUCCAUCUGGCCAGCACAGAUAUGCAGGCCCCACAACCCCCAGAGCUGGGGGCUGAGCUACUCACGCCAUCACUGAUGGUGGCAUCCCAGGCGUACCGCCUUUCCUCGGCACUCAUGGGCAUUCUCAUGCGCUCCCGGGUAGUCAACGAGGAGCCGCUGACCCUGGCAGGCACAGAGAUCGUGGCCCAGGGCAAGCGCUCAGACACACAGAGCCUGCUGUGCUGCGGUGCCUCGCCAGAGCCCGGUUGCCACUUCUCCAUCCCCACGGCCUUCAGCGGGGCCCUGGCCAACCUCAGCGAUGUGGUGCAGCUCAUCCUGCUCGUCGACUCCAACCCCUUCCCCUUCGGCUUCAUUGGCAACUAUACCGUCUCCACCAAGGUGGCGUCCAUGGCCUUCCAGACACAGGCUGGCACCCACAUCCCCAUUGGGCAUCUGGCCUCGGAGCGUGCCAUCGUGGUGAAGGUGCCCAGCACCUCAGACCAAGCUGCCCUCGACCAGCACAGCUCUGCCACCUCUGCCAUCGUGCCGCCCGGGACCUCGGUCAGUGCCAUGGUUGUCCCAGAGAGCAGCAACCCUGAGGCCGGGCUGCACCUGCGUCUCACCUACGAGCUCUUGAAUGAGCACCAGCUGCCUGAGGAACCAGAACCCUACCUGGCCGCGUACCUUCACUCGGUGCCUGGGCCCAAUGAGCACAACUGCUCGGCUCACAGGAGAAUCAGCCCUGGGGCGCUCCGGGGCGAGGACCACCGGCCUUACACCUUCUUCAUGGCCCCUGGGACCAGAGUCCCAGGCGAGCGCUACUACCUGAAUUUGACCAGCCACUUCCGCCAUACGGAGCUUCGGGUGUCGCUGAGCUUGUACAUGUCCCUGUGCCAGUACUUCAGCGAAGAGAAGAUGAUGUGGAGCACCGAUGGGCUCGUGCCCUUGGAGGAAACGUCCCCCAGCCAGGCUGUCUGCCUCACUCGCCACCUCACGGCCUUCGGUGCCAGCCUGCUUGUGCCCCCGAGCCGCGUGCACUUCACCCUCCCUGAGCCUGCCCCGGCCACCAGUUAUGUGGUCCUGCUGACCUGCGCCGUGUGCCUGGCCACCUAUGCCAUCAUGGCCGCCAUCCUGCGCCGGCUAGACCAGCUGGACGUCCGCCGAGUUCGUGUCACCCCUUUCUGCGGGCAAGGGGGACGCUUCAAAUAUGAGAUUCUAGUGAAGACUGGCUGGGGCCGGGGCUCAGGGACCACGGCGCACGUGGGCAUCAUGCUGUAUGGGGCUGACAGCCGCAGUGGGCACCGCCAUUUGGAUGGGUACCAGGCUUUCCACCGCAACAGCCUGGACAUCUUCCAGAUCGCCACCCCCCAGAGCCUCGGCAGCCUGUGGAAGAUCCGCGUGUGGCAUGACAACAAAGGUCUCAGCCCCGCCUGGUUCCUGCAGCACAUCAUCGUCAGGGACCUGCAGAGUGCCCGCAGCACCUUCUUUCUGGUCAACGACUGGCUCACGGUGGAUGCUGAGGCCAACGGGGGCCUGGUGGAGAAGGAGGUGCUGGCAGCAAGUGACGCUGCCCUGCGCCACUUCCGCCGCCUGCUGGUGGCCGAGCUACAGCGCGGCCUCUGUGACAAGCACAUCUGGCUUUCGAUGUGGGACCGGCCAGCCCGCAGCCGCUUCACGCGUGUGCAGAGAGCCACCUGCUGCGUCCUCCUGAUCUGCCUCUUCCUGGGCGCCAACGCCCUGUGGUACGGGGCCGUGGGCGAUACUGCCUACGGUGCACGGCCUGUGUCCAGCCUGACCCCACUUGGCCCAGAGACCGUGGCUGUGGGCCUGCUGUCCAGCGUGGUUGUCUACCCAGCCUACCUACUCAUCCUCUUCCUCUUCCGGAUGUCCCGAAGCAAGGUUACGGGGGUCCCACGCCUCCUCCCUGCAGGUCAGCAGGCCCUGGAUGUGGACAGCUACCUGGACUCAUCUGUGCUGGACACCUCCUUCCUCUCGUUCCCGGGACUCCAAACUGAGGCCUUUGCUACACAGGCAAGAAGCCACUUUUUUCUGGAUGAUUCUGAGAGUGCGGUGUGCUGGCCAGACCUGCUCAGAGGCUCAUCCACCGCAAGCAGCAGCCUGCAGCAGCCGGGCUCAGGCCCUCCUAACACUGAGAGCCUGGCCCUGACUGGUCCUCCAGCCCCUGCCAAGUACUUCUCAGCCUCAGAUGAAGACUCGUGCUGGCAGAAUCUGGCACCCCCUCAGGAUGCCCCCCAAGAUUCAGCCCUGCUCCCCAGUCUGUGCUGCAUGCCUGGGGUUCCAAUGGAGCCUGAGGAGCUUCCGCAAACUGGCCCGGCCUUGGCCCAGUGCCCGCACUCCCAAUCAGGGCUGGCCGAGGGUCUGCGGAAGCGCCUGCUGCCUGCCUGGUGUGCACCUCUAGCCCACGGGCUCAGCUUGCUCCUGGUAGCCGUGGCCGUGGCUGUGUCUGGUUGGUUGGGUGCCGGCUUCCCGCCACACGUGAACCUCAUGUGGCUGAUGUCCAGCAGCUGCAGCUUCUUGGCCUCCUUCCUGGGCUGGGAGCCUCUCAAGGUCCUGCUGGAAGCUCUGUACUUCUCCCUGGUGGCCAAGCGGCUGCACCCUGAUGAGGACGACACGCUGGUGGAGUGCCCGGCUGUGACGCCUGUGAAUGAGCGGGUGCCUCGCGUGCGGCCCCCACAUGGCUUCGCGCUCUUCCUGGCGAAGGAGGAGGCCCGGAAGGUGAAGAGGCUGCACCGGAUGCUUCGGAGCCUCCUGGUAUACAUGCUCUUCCUGCUGGUGGCACUGCUCGCCAACUAUGGGGAUGCCGCAAGCCACGGGCAUGCCUUCCGUCUGCAGAACGCCAUCAAACAGGAGCUGGACAGCCACACCUUUCUGGCCAUUACCCGGUCCCAGGACUUCUGGCCCUGGAUGUCCCAGGUACUGCUUCCCUUUGUGCACAGCAACCAGAGCAGCCCAGAGCUAGGGCCCCCGCGCCUGCGGCAGGUGCGGCUGCAGGAAGCAAUCUGUCCACAGCCCCCUGGCAUGGAGUUAGGUUCCUGCUCGGCAGCCAGCAGUGGCUUCAGCACUCAGGAUUAUGGCCUUGGCUGGGGCACCGCUGCCCCCAAUAGUUCUGAGACCUGGGCCUACUCCCCACCCGAUUUGCUGGGAGUGUGGUACUGGGGCCACUGCGCCGUGUAUGACAGUGGCGGCUACAUACAGGAGCUGGGCCUCAGCCUGCAGGAGAGCCUCGCCCGCUUGCACUUCUUGCAGCUCCACAACUGGAUCGACAACAGGAGCCGGGCUGUGUUCGUGGAGCUCACACGCUACAGCCCGGCUGUGGGGCUACAUGCCGCCGUCACUCUGCGCCUCGAGUUCCCGGCAUCUGGACGUGCCGUGACUGCUCUCAGCGUCAGCCCGUUUGCCCUUCGGCGCCUGAGCUCAGGCCUGUCCCUGCCUCUGCUCACCUCAGUGAUCCUGCUGCUGUUUGCGCUCUACUUCUCCGUGACCGAGGUGCGCGCCUGGCGCCGGGAAGGACGCACACGCUGGGCCAGGCCGGUGGCCUGGGCACGGUGGCUGUUGGUGGCGCUGACGGCCACCACAGCGCUUGUGCGCUUGGCCCAGCUGGGCGCAGCGGACUUCCAGUGGACCCGCUUCGUGCGCCUGCGUCCCCGCCGCUUCACCAGCUUUGACCAAGUGGCACAGCUGAGCGCCUCAGCCCGUGGCCUGGCCGCCUCGCUGCUCUUCCUCAUUCUGGUCAAGGCGGCCCAGCAGCUGCGCUUUGUACGCCAGUGGUCGGUGUUUGGAAAGACGCUGUGCCACGCGCUGCCAGAGCUGGCAGGGGUGGCCCUUGGCCUGGUGGUACUGGCCGCAGCCUACACGCAGCUGUCUGUCCUGCUGGUCUCCUCCUGCGUGGACUCGCUGCGGAGCACAGCCCUGGCUCUCUUGGUGCUGUGCCCCGGGAUUGGGGUGCCUGCCCAGCUGUGCCCUACCGAACCCUGGCGCCUGUGUCCUCUGCUCUGCACAGGGCUCUGGGCACUGAGGUUGUGGGGGGCCCUGCGUCUGGGCACGGUGCUGCUGCGAUGGCGCUACCGUGCUUUGCGUGGAGACCUCUACCGCCCUGCCUGGGAGCCUCAGGACUACGAAAUGGUGGAGCUCUUCCUGAGGAGGCUGCGCCUCUGGAUGGGUUUCAGCAAGGUCAAGGAGUUCCGCCACAGAGUCCGCUUCGAGGGGGUGGAGCCGCUGCCCUCCUGCUCCUCCAGAGGUUCCAAGCUGCCCCAGGAUGAGCCCUUGCCCAGCAGGGGAUCAGGGGGCUCAGACACCUCGCGCCCCUCCACCGCCUCCAGCCAGCUGGACGGACUGAGUCUGGGCCGACCGGGACCCCGGGUGGAACCCGAGCCCUCCUGUCUCCAGGCUGUGUUUGAGGCCCUGCUGGCCCAGUUCGACCGACUCAACCAAGCCACAGAGGACGUGUAUCAGUUGGAGCAGCAGCUGCAGGGCCUGCAGGGCCGCAGGGGCACAGCCUCGCUGCCCCCAGGCCUGCGGCCCACCCUGCCCAGCCGCCCAACCCCAGGCCCCAGCAAAGCCUCCUUCUGGACCAAGAACAAGGUCCACCCCAGCAGCACUUAGGCCCUUCUGGGCGGGCCCCACCACUCAGUAUUAGCUUCUGCUGCCUCAGAGCCGCUGCACAUGGCCCGAGCGCGUCUCUGGGCUUCAGCACUUUAGGCCCAGGCCCCCAUCCCGGCAGUAUUGCACUCAGGGCCCAGCCUCUGAGACGCUAAUUUAUUUCCUGAGUCCUCAGGUUCAGUGGGCUGUGCCCCUCCUCCUCCUGGGCAGACCCCUCCUCGCUAAGGAUCCAAACCCCUGGGAGGGACCCUGCACCCCUCCCCCCUAAAUUAUUACCUCCUGUGCCCCUGCUGAGUACCUGCAACUCCAGCUCUGUCCGUGUGUCUGUGUGUAAUUUAUACGGGGUAAAGGUGUGUAUUUUUGUGCAUCCUCCAUUUCUCAAGGGGCCCGGAGGCCUGGUGGCUGCUGCAGCCCUUGUGUCAGGGGGUGUCCCUGGGCCCCUGGGAGGCACAGCAGUGACCCCUGCUGGUGUCAGGCCAUGCCAGAUGGGGCAGUGCCCUGCAGUGCAGCAAUAGCCCCGCCCCUCUGACGAAGUCAAUAAAGGACUUGGCUGAGA